CAACUGAUUUCUAUUUGUUUCAAAUAACAAAAUGUAGUUUGCUUACCUUUUCUAAAGAAAUAUUGCUGCGUAUGGAUGCGGUUGCUUUGCGAUAUACGUAUAAAUGUUUUCGAGUGUCCUGACUAUAAAAAGAUUAUGCUUGGGUAACGUUGACUACAAAUGAUACCUAUUCGUUAGGUGCUUUGGUUUUGGCUCAUUCUCUGAAACGAGCCGGUACUGCUUAUCAGUUAGUUGUACUUGUAACACCCGGAAUCUCAGAAUCUAUGCGCCAGAGAUUGAAGGAAGUGUACAACAUUGUACAGGAGGUUAAUGUCAUGAAUUCGCAAGACGCCGCCAAUCUAGCUUUGCUGGCGAGACCAGAAUUGGGCGUAACUUUUACCAAACUUCAUUGCUGGCGUUUAGUGCAAUUUGAGAAAUGUGUAUUUUUGGAUUCUGAUGCAUUGGUUUUGAAAAAUUGUGAUGAAUUAUUUGAACGUGAAGAAUUGUCUGCUGCACCCGAUGUCAGCUGGCCUGAUUGCUUCAAUUCGGGUGUAUUCGUUUACCGACCCAGCUUAGAGACUUUUGACAAGCUUACUAAGUUCGCCGUCGAACACGGAAGUUUUGAUGGUGGCGAUCAAGGUCUUCUCAAUCAAUAUUUCGCUGAUUGGGCUUACGUCGAUAUUCAUAAGCAUUUGCCAUUCGUUUACAAUGUAACCGCUUAUGCAUCGUAUUGUUAUUUGCCCGCCUUUAAACAUUUCAAAGACAAAAUAAAAAUUUUACACUUUGCUGGCAAAAUGAAACCAUGGUUAAUGCAUUAUAAUGCUCAAAACAAGACGCCGAGUGUACCCAGUCAAUAUACGCAUGCAGCCGAUUUAAUACAACUUUGGUGGAAUAUAUUCUUUGACAACGUACAUCAACGUUUAAAUAGAUCAAUGAGGUAUUAUUCUGCCCCGUUGAAGCAAUGGAAAAAUAAUUAUGAUCCAGCGAAUCAAACACAACAGCAUCAGCGUCAGCAUCACCAUCAGCAGCAACGGCAACAAUUAGGAUUUUGUACUAAUCUCAAUGCAAAAAAUUUUAAUCUAAAAUAUAAUCAAAAUUGUAGUUUAAUUAAUGGUUAUAAUGAAAAGCUUAAUGAUGAUACUCAGGCGAACCAAACAUCAAGCAAGCAAGUUAAUAAUGAAGAAAGGAAAACCAAUGAAUCUGUUAAUCGUAAUCCUUGCUUGGUAGAUUGCUUUAAAGUGUGGCAAAGAGGAGAAGAAAGAAAAGAAAGUCAACAACAAAUACCUGAACCAGAGGGAACUAAUGUACAAAUUCAAAAUCUUAAAUGCAAACAUAAUCAACAACAACAAUGCGACAAUUGCGUUCAUCAACAGAAGAAGGCACAAAUAUGGUUAAAAGAUGCAAUAGAAUUAGAUGCCGAAGGAAAAUCAAUAGCAGCAACAGCAAAGGCUAACGAUUUCAACUCAAAUCUUAUAGAAAUAAUAAAAAACAUAAAUGAAUUUUAUUUGAAAGAGGACACAAAUAAUUAUGAGACUGAUAAUGUAUUAAACUCAGAUGAAGAACAAAUUUCUCAUUCCUUUAACGAGAAUUUAGAAAAUUGCGAAACUAAUUCGAAUGAUGCAAAGAUACGAAGUCGUAAUUGUGACAGAGACAAGAAUGAAUCUACAGAGGCCGGCUUGGCUGGUGCUUUAUCUCAAUUGCGUUUAGGUGAGCAACGUACUGACGAACAAGAAGCCUACGAUUUGUUAAUGAGACGCCAGGCUUGGGAAGCCGGCCAAAUGGACUAUACGGGCUUGGAUUCAUUCGAUAAUAUUUGGAAAAAGAUUCAAGAGACUUUACAAUCUAAACCAGAAGAUGCUAUGUUGACUUCAGCCGAUAUUCAGGAUGGUAAAAUUGAGUAUGAUGCGAAAACUGGUGCUACUACUAAAUACAAAAAAAUCGACGGUGGCUAUGAAAUGAUUACUACUAUGCCUCAACCUAACGGAACUAUAAAGACUCAGGUUAGAACGUUCUGGGAUCCAAAGCCUGUAAGUGAAGAGGAUAUGAAACGAGAGCAGGCCAAUAGAAAAGUAGUUCAACAGCGUAUGAACAAGGAGAUACGUAUCGAUGAGAGAACUACUAUGCUGACUCGUGCAAUUGAAGGUGGCUAUGAAGAAGUCUAUACCAUUGUCAACGAGGAUGGCACUGUCAGCACUAAAACUAAGACUUUCUUUGAUUCGGUCCCUGCUGGUACUCCUUUUCCGGGUCAAGGUCAACAUCAGCCCCAAUCGCAACAACCUCAACAAGUGGGUAAAAAGACGAUAGUCAAGCGCAACACUUCGGUUGAUUCUACCGAUUCUACAGAAACUUGCAAAUUGGUUCAAAAUGUCAAUAAGAAUCAACAAAUUCAACAUAAUAUUCAACAAGAAAAUGUUCAUCAUAAUGUUCAACAAAAGGUUCAGCAAAACGUUAAACAAAAUGUUCAACAAACUAAAAUACAACAUCAAUCCACUAUCGAGGAGAGUCAUCGUUUUACUGAAAAUAUCGAAAUUACCGAGAAUAGCCGUACCGUGCGUAAGAAUUCUUUGCAAGAGCAAAGCACGAAAUCGAUCACCACUUCUAAUAUGAGCGAUGGUAACAAGGAUACCAAGAAGAAGGUUAAGAAGCAAAAAUCGUCUGCUCCACCACCACCACCUGAUUUCUUGCAAAACGAUACCACCACUGUAAGCAGCAAACGUGUUCCUGGUGGUACCGAAUAUACUUAUACUACUCAAUUGGAAUCUGGUAAGAAAAUAACUACUUCGAAAACUGUCUACGAAGAAGAAGAAACUGAACUAACAGAGGAGGAAAUUAAACAAUAUAAGAAAGCAUUAAAAGAUGCUGAAAAGCAUAAAAAUGUUACAACCACCAAGAAAUUGAAAUCUGAUUCCGGUACAAAGAAAGUAGUGCCUUCGGAAAAUCCCGGUGAUGUCACUACUGUAGAAACUAUUAGGAUCGAUGGUGGUACUGAGUAUCAUUACACUACUGUCACAGCUGAGGGUAUUGUUAAGAAGGCAGUGAAAACAGUUUAUGAUCCGGUUGCCUGUAAUGACCCUAAUGAUACCGAAGAAGAGGAAAUCGUUGAGGAAUAUGAAGAAGAGAUUAUUGAACCAGGCGAGAAAAGUAUUCAAACUAUUGAAACCAUCAAGAAAUUGCCACAAAAGUUUGAAGAGGAAGUAACCAUUACUCACGAGAAAAAGGAAAAGAAAAUAAAAAAAUCCAUGAUGGUUAGCCAAUAAAUCAAUUAAGCAACGACUCAUCAUAAAUGUGUAUGCAGCAGCAUGGUUCCUCGAUAUCUCUUUUUUUUUUUUUGAUUCUUUGCUUU
This is a messenger RNA of Glossina fuscipes, 3322 nucleotides long. RefSeq names its product glycogenin-1. Lineage: Eukaryota; Metazoa; Arthropoda; Insecta; Diptera; Glossinidae. The record is from RefSeq and is a predicted model, not a curated record. Gene Ontology annotation, cellular component: cytoplasm. Bases 264 to 3236 code for a protein of 990 amino acids. The transcript has 7 exons. Gene Ontology annotation, molecular function: glycosyltransferase activity.